AUGAACAAUUUAGGGAAGAUAGCGAGCGACGACGAUGAGGUGGAGCAGCUGCUGCGAGCAGCGCAGGAUGACGUGCUUCUCAAACUCAGCGUCGAUUCCCACACGGCGCGCGGCUCCGGCGCCGCCGCCAUCGACCCAGAUCUCGACCGCCGUUUCCUGGCCCUAAAGAAACCCCAGAAGCUCUCGAAACACGACGAUUCUGUGAAGAAUCCCCCAAAAGAAGCUCGCAAAGCGGCGGAUGACGACCUGCUCAUCAGAUUCGCAGCCCUCAAGAGUUCACUUCCGUCAAACAGCAGCAAUUUUACCAAGGAAGAAGAGGCAGCGGAGGAGGAUGAGGAAGAUGAAGUUGAGAAGGUGAUCAGGUGGGCAACUGAUGCCGCAAGGCUCGAUCCUUCUCCUCCAUCCGAUGAUGAUGAUGAUGAUGAUGAUGUUGGAGUCAGCAGAGGGAAAAAGAGCAAAAGAAAAUGA
Messenger RNA from Salvia miltiorrhiza (redroot sage), 468 nucleotides. RefSeq lists its product as uncharacterized. The record is from RefSeq and is a predicted model, not a curated record. Bases 1 to 468 code for a protein of 155 amino acids. Lineage: Eukaryota; Viridiplantae; Streptophyta; Magnoliopsida; Lamiales; Lamiaceae. The transcript has a single exon.